AUGUCUUCAACGGCAACUAUCACCGCCGCAAACGUCACAAGUCUCUUUCCCGAAGUGCACACACGACUCAUCGGCGAAGAUCUCCCCCCAACCGCCUCUCUAGCCACGAACGGUGAUACCGAUACCAACGACCUAGCAGGCUACGAUGAAGAGCAAAUUAGAUUAAUGGACGAAGUAUGCGUGGUCCUAGACGCCGACGACAACCCAAUUGGCUCUGCAUCCAAGAAAGCAUGCCAUCUCAUGACCAACAUCAACGCCGGCCUGCUUCACCGCGCAUUCUCUUGCUUCUUGUUCGAUCCUACCACAAAGAAGCUCCUGCUACAGCAACGGGCGACAGAGAAGAUCACGUUCCCGGAUAUGUGGACGAAUACCUGUUGCAGUCAUCCGCUGGCACACCCCGCCGAAGCAGGGAAAGGUGAUCUGGUCAGUAACGUUGAGGGGGCGAAGCGAGCUGCGAUCCGGAAAUUAGAUCACGAGUUGGGCAUCAGGAGUGGUCAAGUGCCAUUCCAGGACUUCGAGUUCCUCACCCGGAUACACUACUUGGCGCCGAGUGACGGCAAAUGGGGAGAGCACGAGAUCGAUUAUAUCCUGUUUAUUGAGGCAGAGGUAGAUCUGGAAAUCAACAAAAACGAGGUCAAGGAUACGAGAUGGGUCAGUCCCGAUGAGCUGCGGCAGAUGUUCAAGGAUGUUGAGACACAGUCGGGCAAGGACAGGGAUCUGAAGUAUACACCGUGGUUUCGGCUCAUCUGCGAGAGCUUCCUGUUCAAAUGGUGGGAUGCAUUGGAGCAGAAGUCAUUGGACAAAUUCACGAACGAUCAGACUAUUCAGCGAAUGUGA
This is a messenger RNA of Cyphellophora attinorum, 837 nucleotides long. Its product is annotated as Isopentenyl-diphosphate Delta-isomerase. Gene Ontology annotation, cellular component: cytoplasm. The coding region runs from base 1 to 837 and encodes 278 amino acids. NCBI's taxonomy places the organism in Eukaryota, Fungi, Ascomycota, Eurotiomycetes, Chaetothyriales, Cyphellophoraceae. Gene Ontology annotation, molecular function: isopentenyl-diphosphate delta-isomerase activity. Gene Ontology annotation, biological process: isopentenyl diphosphate biosynthetic process; isoprenoid biosynthetic process. The transcript has a single exon. The record is from RefSeq and is a predicted model, not a curated record.